UGGUAAGGAUGAGACAAUAAUUUCUAAGAAUAAGACUAUAACUACAGGCAGUAGUGAAAAUGAGGUAACAAUUACUAAGAAUAAGACUAUAACUACAGGCAGUAGUAAAAAUGAGGUAACAAUUACUAAGAAUAAGACAAUAACUACAGGCAGUGGCAAGAAUGAGACAAACAUUACUAAGAAAAAUAUAAUAACCACAGGCAGUGGUACGCAUGAGACAAACAGUACUAAGAUUAAGACGAUAACUACAGGCAGUGGUAAGAAUAAGACAAUAACUACAGGCAGUGGUAAGAAUGAGACAAACAUUACUAAGAAUAAGACAAUAACCACAGGCAGUGGUAAGAAUGAGACAAACAUUACUAAGAAUAAGACAAUAACCACAGGUAGUGGUAAGAACGAGACGAUAAUUACUAAGAAUAGUACAAUAACCACAGGCAGUGGCAAGAAUGAGGGAAUAGUUACUAAGAAUAAGACAAUAACUACAGGCAGUGGUAAUAAUGAGACAAUAAUUACUAAGAAUAAGACAAUAACUACAGGCAGUGGUAAGAAUGAGGAAAUAAUUACUAAGAAUAAGACAAUAACUACAGGCAGUGGUAAUAAUGAGACAAUAAUUACUAAGAAUAAGACAAUAACUACAGGCAGUGAUAAGAAUGAGACAAUAAUUACUAGGAAUACGACAAUAACUACAGGCAGUGGUAAGAAUGAGGGAAUAAUUACUAAGAA
Molecule: messenger RNA, 723 nt
Organism: Sphaeroforma arctica JP610
Lineage: Eukaryota; Ichthyosporea; Ichthyophonida
Exons: 1
Source: RefSeq, a predicted model, not a curated record